AGUUGCAGUCAGUGCUGGGGAGAGACGAGGCUGUUUAUUCUCAGGCAAAAGGACCGAGACAAACACACGCUCAGAGGAGCACUGGCUCAGGGGCUACAGGAGGUACAGGAGAAGAUUUGUCUCAUGUGAAGCUGAAGGAAGAAUUGGCCACUGGGUUAUACUGGGAGACCACUGGGUGCACUAAGGAGAGAUCCUGCCAGAAUGUCACACCCAAUCCUUCUGCUCCUUGUCUGCCUCUUGCCCAUUCACUCAGGAGUAGCGCAGUACGCUGGGAAAGGAGGCUGCUGUGAUACAUCGAGUCCCCAAAACAAGCCGACAGACUCAUUGUUGAAACGGUAUAAGGAGAGAGUGAAGAGUUACGAGGAAUGUCAACACAGCAAAGUAAGACUCCAAUUUGAAAAGGGACACAUAUGCGCUUCAAAACAUGACAACUGGGUGCAGGAACUGAUAUGCCACAUAAAACCAGAAAGUACCGACAGUUUCUGUGCCAAGUAUAAGGAUUCUAGAUCUGGUCCGGAUUAUUCCAAGGGCUCGGAGAAAGCUCCACCCACUUCCCCUCCAGCCGGAGCAGAUGCCAACGUAGUAAGCAAUAGCAACCAGGCACCGGGGGGCGCUGUGACACAACGUGUGCCGACAACUGCACCGAGUAGUAAAGAAGCGGCACCAUCUGAAUAUACAACUGUGCCAGGCGAUUAUGAAGACGUGCCAAGCGAAUACCCAGUCUCGCCAAGGGAAUUUGCUGUGGGAAACCAAAAAGAAAAAGACUCAGAGAGACGGGAGAAUCUUGAAUCGACGGAAGGGAAGAAAGAGGGUGUCACGUCAUUUAUGAAAACAGCGAUAAUAUCUCUAGUAUUUAUCAGCCUUUUCCUGGUGGCCCUCGUCGCUUUCCUGAUCUGCAGAAGGAGAAAAGGACCAGAACCGGCUACGGAACAGGAGAAAGAGGGACUGUCCUCAGCGUAACAGCCAAUGAGAGAAUUCCUUAACCCUUUGCUAAUCAUCUUCAUUGGCCUUUUGUUGAGAAACCAGGAAGCAGACGGGAGAUUUCACAUUAGGCAGAAUAGGAGGUCCGGAACAUUCUUAAGGGUUCGGGAUCAUCGCACAUAGGAAGAGACUAAGCACUGGCUGACGAGUAAAUGACAUUCCUGACCUCCAACUUAUUUGCAGUCGCCUGUCUUUGCCGUUACCUGUGACACGCGUGUUCUAUUUGCACUGCUGCUAUCAAACAUUGUUUGCCAACUUUUCCAAUAAUGCAACAUAAAUGCCACCAUCCAAAUGCUGAGGAGUCAGACCAAACUAGAGGAAAGCCACAAAGAGUUGUAUUGAGCCCCAUGUUGAUACCCUAUGGACCCAACUCCAGCUGCACCUGAUGGGGAAACUCUAUGGGCCCUACUAAAGCUUCUCCCCAUGUUGAUACUCUAUGGGCCCCACUAGAGCUAUGCCCCAUGUUGAUACUCAAUGGGCUCAACUCCAGCUGCACCUGAUUGGGAUACUCUAUGGCCCCAACUAAAGCUCCUCCCCGAGUCCCCAUGUUGAUACUCUAUGGGCUCAACUCAAGCUGGACCUGAUGAGGAUACUCUAUGGGCCCUACUAAAGCUCCUCCCCAUGUUGAUACUCUUAUGGGCUCAACUCCAGCUGGACCUGAUGAGGAUACUCUAUGGGCCCUACUAAAGCUCCUCCCCAUGUUGAUCCGUGGCUUGUUACAGCAAAUUUCAUGCACUUUUCUAUUGACGUCUGGUUUUAUGUUGAAGAUUGGCAGCUGUCCAGUGCCCACUAAACAACGAUUAAUUUAUUUAUUCUUUUUUUAUCAGCUUUGAUCCAUUUUAUGUGAAUCUUUAGUAAUUUGUUGUAUAUUGAUAUAGUUUGAUUUAAUAUAUAUGGAUAUGUAUAAA
Xenopus laevis (African clawed frog) is the source of this 1889-nucleotide messenger RNA. RefSeq lists its product as uncharacterized. The transcript has 6 exons. The record is from RefSeq and is a predicted model, not a curated record. NCBI's taxonomy places the organism in Eukaryota, Metazoa, Chordata, Amphibia, Anura, Pipidae. Bases 202 to 960 code for a protein of 252 amino acids.